Molecule: messenger RNA, 1065 nt
Organism: Penicillium nucicola
Lineage: Eukaryota; Fungi; Ascomycota; Eurotiomycetes; Eurotiales; Aspergillaceae
Product: NAD(P)-dependent alcohol dehydrogenase
Exons: 3
Coding region: 1-1065 (354 amino acids)
Biological process (GO): D-sorbitol catabolic process
Molecular function (GO): L-iditol 2-dehydrogenase (NAD+) activity; zinc ion binding
Source: RefSeq, a predicted model, not a curated record
AUGCAUUCUACGGAGAACCUAUCCUUUGUCCUUGAAAAGGUUCAAUCCCUGAAGUUUGAGAACCGUCCUAUUCCUCAACUACAGGACCCCCAUGACGUCCUUGUGAGGGUGAAAUUUACUGGAAUCUGUGGGAGCGAUGUACACUACUGGCACGCCGGCCAAAUUGGCCCUUUCAAAGUCGAGCAACCAAUGGUCCUAGGCCACGAAUCCUCCGGAAUUGUCGAAAAAGUAGGCAACAAAGUCACAACGUUGAAAGUCGGCGACCGCGUCACCAUGGAGCCUGGCGAACCAUGCCGUCGCUGUGAUGCAUGCAAAGUUGGAACAUACAAUCUCUGUCCCGACAUGGCAUUUGCCGCAACACCCCCCUACGACGGAACCCUGGCGAAAUACUAUCGCCUACCAGAGGAUCUUUGUUAUAGAAUCCCAGAAGGCAUGACUCUAGAGCAAGGCGCCCUUGUGGAGCCGCUGAGUGUUGCAGUGCAUCUUGUCCGACGGGCAGAGGUGUCACCAGGCGUAUCUACCGUGGUUUUUGGCGCGGGGCCCGUUGGAUUGUUGUGCUGUGCUGUAGCCAAGGCGUUUGGGGCUGGGAAAGUUGUUGCGGUGGAUAUCCAACCGAAAAGGCUGGAGUUUGCUAAGCUCUAUGGGGCGACUUCGACUUACUUACCAGGAGCCGUUUCCGCGAUGGAAAAUGCCGCGCGUUUGAAUGCCGAUAGUGAUCUGGGCAACGGUGCCGAUAUUGUGAUUGAUGCUUCUGGGGCAGAGGCAUCGAUCAAUACUGGUAUUCAUGUUCUUCGUGCUGGUGGUACUUAUGUUCAGGGUGGUAUGGGACGCGAUGAGGUGAAUUUCCCUAUUACGGCUGCGUGUACGAAGGAAUUAAACAUCAAGGGGAGCUUCCGGUACUCGAGUGGUGACUACAAGCUUGCCAUUGAGCUUAUUGCCUCUCAGAAAGUCAAUGUGCAGGAUUUGAUUACUGAUAUCUUCAAGUUUGAGGAUGCUGAGCGGGCUUUCGAGCAAGUCAAGGCUGGGACUGGAAUCAAGACCCUCAUCGCGGGUGUUGAGGAAUAA